CUGUUACUGGUUUUAUUAGAGAUGAAGAACAAGAAAAGUAAUGCGGUUGAGGAGUUCGGCGGUACGUUUGGAACGCUGGUGUUGACGACUGUGCUGCCGCUCACAACUAUUUAUCUAAACCUAGCAUGUGGGAAGAGCUCGUGCAGUAUUCUUACGCUACCUCUGAUGCCGACAAUGGAAGAAAUGUUCAACACGACCUCCCUACUCAUCUACACAGGAUGGUUCUUCUUCCAACUAAUCAUACAUCUACUACUACCUUUUGGCAGUAUUCAGUAUGGCCUGCCAUUGAAGAAUGAUAAAAGGCUUUCCUACAAGUGCAAUGGGUUUUCCUGUUUCAUUUUUUCCGUACUGGCAUUUGUAGUAGCCUACAUAUUUGGUCUGCCAACUUCAUUCGUUUACAAGCACUAUCUGUCGUUCAUCGUAUCGUCAAUCUUCUUCAGUUUUACCCUGUCUCUAUUCUUGUACAUCAAAUCUUUCAGUGUACCUUAUGACAAACUGACUGAUUCUGUAAACGUGAAAGGUUCAUUCAUCUAUCAGCAUUUUCUUGGCAGAGAGUUAAACCCUCGAUUUGGAGAUUUCGACUUGAAAUUCUUUUGCGAACUCAGACCCGGCCUGAUUGGAUGGAUAAUUCUGGAUUUCUGCAUCCUAAUCGAAGAUUUUCAGAAACACAAUUCGUUGAAUUAUUCGCUGGCGUUGGUUGUAUUCUUCCACACUUUCUACGUAGCUGACGCUCUUUGGCAUGAGGAAGCAAUUCUAUCUACGAUGGAUAUAGUCCACGACGGCCUUGGACUGAUGCUGGUCAUGGGAAACUUAUCGUGGGUGCCAUUUUUAUAUUCUCUUCAAGCCAGAUUCCUUCUCGAACAUCCUCAAAUUCAAUGGAGCUUCUGUGCUCUAGUCGCAUUCUUCCUCUUAAAUCUGGUUGGAUACGCCAUCUUCCGCCUGUCGAAUUCUCAAAAAAAUGAAUUCAGAAAAAAUCCACAUAACCCUUCGUUAUCACAUUUGAAGACGUUAAGAACAUCAUCCGGCAAGAAGCUGUUGGUGAGUAGCUGGUGGGGUUUAUCCAGGCACCCCAACUACAUGGGCGAUCUCAUCAUGGCCCUGACCUGGUCACUCGUCACAGGCUUCCAGCACAUAAUCCCAUACUUCUAUCCCAUUUAUUUCACAUACUUGCUGGUGCACAGAGGAAUGCGGGAUGACGCGCACUGCAGGAAGAAGUACGGAUCAGAUUGGGAUACGUACUGUGAUACAGUUCAUUAUAAGAUAUUUCCUUAUAUUUAUUAAAUUAGUUAUUAUUGCUAUUUUGCUGUAUUAUCAUUUUCAUUAUUAUUAACGAUUAUUUAAAUUUCACUGUUAGAUGGAAAAAUUGAAUUAUUUUUAACAAUUAUCUUUACCUUCCAUAUAAAACAACAAAAUUCACCAGCACAAGUUAAAACAAAAAUAAUGCAAACACAAUAAUUUGUAUACACAUAUUUUAUUUUCUUGGUUUUUAUUUAAAAAAACAGUCUUUUACUAUGUACGUGUCAUGUAUAAAGGUAUGAUAAAUAAAAAUAUGAACAUAUGAAAAUCAUUCUGAUUUAACACACUGCACAUUUUUAUUACACGUGUUGUUGAAAUUGUUGCUAGUGUUGCGGUUAAAUGAUUUAUUUUUGUCAUUACUGCCAUCUGGUUUGGAGGAUUUGAAUUUCUUUUCCUCCUGUUCAAGUUUGAAACUCUGGAGUGUGGAUUUUCGUUUUACUGAAUCGUUUUUCCAUUUAUUCGAUGAUAUAGAAUUUUUGAUGUAUCGAUUUAGAAAUACUUUGUUUAUGGUGGAUUUCUUUUUCCUGCAAUGAAUGUAUUGUAGAAAUUUUGAAUUUAAUUGUGCUAAAAAUAGUGCCAAUAAGUUCAUUAAAAGUAAAAAAAAUGUUUUC
This is a messenger RNA of Helobdella robusta, 1907 nucleotides long. RefSeq lists its product as hypothetical. Bases 22 to 1281 code for a protein of 419 amino acids. The record is from RefSeq and is a predicted model, not a curated record. Gene Ontology annotation, cellular component: nuclear inner membrane; endoplasmic reticulum membrane. The transcript is spliced from 9 exons. Gene Ontology annotation, biological process: sterol biosynthetic process. Gene Ontology annotation, molecular function: oxidoreductase activity, acting on the CH-CH group of donors, NAD or NADP as acceptor. Lineage: Eukaryota; Metazoa; Annelida; Clitellata; Rhynchobdellida; Glossiphoniidae.